Prorocentrum cordatum is the source of this 481-nucleotide messenger RNA. Lineage: Eukaryota; Dinophyceae; Prorocentrales; Prorocentraceae. The record is from the annotation of a GenBank genome assembly.
CAGCAAGCAAGAAGCAGCCUGCCGUUUGUAGUAUGGUGGAUCGUUGGACGCGUGCGUAUACGCGUCCUGCGCGGUCCCGACAUCCGCUGUGACUUGCCAAGAUCAGCGGUCGCGGUGGAGGCAAUCGACCUGUGCCAAUUUACCUACAUCUACGAGCUCCUCGCGGACGACCUCGCGAUCAGCGCGGAGUUUGCCAUGACGUCUUUGCUGGGCACACAGGUGGCGCGCAUGUGCCCGACAGGGACACAGAAGCCCACGGCAGGCGGUGGCGCCAGUGGUGCCGUGCCCAAAGGCAACACAUUGGUUGCUCGCGUGGCGAAGCUGCUGCGCCAUGUAUGUCAGGAGCAGCGCCGCAGCUUCCUACUGCACGCCCUCUCGGAGCCGCAGCGGCGGGCGCUGGAGGCCUUCCUGCAGCAGCUGCGCGGUGCCACGACAGUCGCCAGGCUUGGGGCUGGCGCUGGCGGCGCUUCCGAGAAGAAGG